AUGAACGAUAAUGGGGAGAGAUUUGCGGAAUUGUGUGCGCUCAAAAACCUGGUCAUUGGAGGUAGCAUAUUUCCUCACAAGCGGAUCCUCAAAAACACCUGGGUAUUACUGGAUAGUGUGACAGAAAACCAGAUUGACCACAUCUGCAUUAAAAAGAAGUUUAUAAGAUCCCUGCAGGAUGUUAGAGUUAGAAGAGGAGCAGAUGUGACGUCCGACCACCACCUAGUAGUAGCCAGCAUGCAGCUGAUGUUAAAGAAGAACUGGAAGGAAACAACACUGUGUAGAGUGAAGUAUGAUGUCCGCUGCCUAAGGAUCACCAGCGUCAGGGAGGAGUUUGGACUUCAGAUGAAGAACAAGUUCAGUUGA
This is a messenger RNA of Pelobates cultripes (western spadefoot toad), 366 nucleotides long. Lineage: Eukaryota; Metazoa; Chordata; Amphibia; Anura; Pelobatidae. The record is from the annotation of a GenBank genome assembly.